Cylicocyclus nassatus is the source of this 1101-nucleotide messenger RNA. The record is from the annotation of a GenBank genome assembly. NCBI's taxonomy places the organism in Eukaryota, Metazoa, Nematoda, Chromadorea, Rhabditida, Strongylidae.
AUGUAUAAAAGGAAGUUCUCGUCUAGAGAAGGCGCUCAAGGCGACGUUUCUCCUAGGCAGGAUACGGCCUAUACUGCAAUGGCAGUAACAACGGUAAUUGCUGGCGUUGCCGGCGUAACAGCUGUCACAACAGUUUGCUCUUUAAUGAUUGUUGCCUACCUCGUCAACGAUAUCAAUAGUUUCUAUGAUCAAGCACUAGAAGAGCUUUUGGACUUUAAGGACAUUGCUAAUUCUGCCUGGUACGAGAUGAGACCAACCGAUGACCUCUCAAGAGACAAAAGAAGAGCUAUCUUUGGCAUUUCUCGACAGCGCAAUCGUAAUCGCCGUCAGUGGCCAGCACAUUGUGCUUGUGGAGCUGCGCCCAAUUUGUGCCCUCAGGGGCCUCCAGGUCCACCUGGAGAGCCUGGGCCGGACGGAGAGCCUGGUCUUCCUGGUAAACCUGGGCAGCGCGGUGUUGAUGGAAUCUCAAUCAGCUUUGGUGGUGGGGCUGGUGGAUGCAUUAAAUGUCCUACUGGACCGCCUGGACCACCAGGACCAGAUGGAAGAAUGGGACCGCCUGGACCACAAGGUCCCCCGGGAAUGGCGGCUCCGAGUGGCGGAAUGGGACCUCCAGGUCCACCUGGACCUAUGGGAGACCCAGGACCAGCUGGACCGAUGGGGCCACCUGGGCCAGACGGACCACCGGGAAUGUCAGGGCAACGCGCUGUUGGAGUGCAAGGGCCUCCUGGACCAGCAGGACCUAUGGGACCGUCGGGACCACCUGGACCUGCUGGUCAAGACGGUGGCCCUGGACUGCCUGGACCACCGGGACCAAUGGGGCCACCCGGAAGGCCGGGACCACCAGGCCCAGAUGGAAUGCCUGGCGCUCCAGGUCCUGCUGGCGUUCCUGGUGGAGAUGCUGCUUACUGUCCCUGCCCAGCACGUACGAACCGUAUAAUGAGAGAAAAUCGUCACGGAGUAUCACGUCAUAGGACUCUUGCCGCUAUGGCCGCCGUGAGAAGACGAGUGGUACGAGAUCCCCCUCGUCGACACAUUGGUAGUAUCAAAACACAAAGGCGUGUUAAAGCCCGUACCUCCGCUCGUAUAAUCCGUAAACAUUGA